AUGGGCGACUGCAGCCAUGACGAGUCGCUUGCAAUCUUACAACAACUUCAGGAGGCGUCCACCACUCAACCCGCCCUUCCUCAUUUUUACGAGAAUCUACCAGCGAUACCGAUUCCCAAGCCAACACCAGAGGAAAAUGCAUUCCUUCAUCACGAUAUCGGCGAGAAAGUUGGCACAGCCUGGAACCUAUUGAACGCGAUAGUCAUUCGACAUGAACCAGAAAUUCGCUCUAUAUGGGACAAAAAGUCGGCCAAACGCCGCUUCGCCAUACUUUUAGAAGCAUGGGGUGGCAUCAUGCCCGAAAUGUACAGACCUGAUUUCAGGUGGUUCCUCUCGACGGUUGCAGAAAAUGGGAACCUUGUAUCAGACACGGACAUUGACCCCGAAGAAGUUUUGUUCCUGAAAAGGUCCAAGAAACACACAGCUCUCAUUUUCCCGUACAUUAACCUAGAACACUUGGUCGAGAAGAAGGCUCUGCCGUUGUUCAUAAAUUCUCGAGGCCGUGCAGGUCCAAACGAAUUCUUGCAGUUCAAUGUUGAAGCAACAAAUCUUGCGAGAGCAUGCGGGGAAUUGCGAGCUCCCAAUCUCCACGGGUUUCGUAUCGACAUCGACAAUGUGGAGAACUACGCAGAAAUUGUACCGUCCAGCUCUACCUUCCACAAUUUCAAUCUGACGGCCGGCGAAACACUACUGGCUAUGGAAAUACAUGAUCAUGUCAUGAGAUUUGUCACCAAGUGCUGCCUGCUAAUCCUGAAUCGAACCGACCCGCAAGAUCUGAUGGACGCACCUAUUCUACCAGAUGUUCCAAUUCCCCGAAAAUUGCGAUGGGCAGACGUUUCCUCUAUAAAUUGGGAGGCCCCAUUUGUCAAACCAAUGGAAUUCAAUCACCAUAUGAUAAAAGAUUACUUGCUUGUCAGGAGAUCCGCUGCUGAAGAUCAUAUAUGGGAUUUGCGGGAGAAUCCAGGAUACUUUGCAGCCACCGUCACAGAGUGGAGUGAGCAUUUAAAAGAACGAAUGAACUUUCCCGAUGACCCAGACAUACUCGAGACAGGAACACCAAAAUUCUGGAACGCCGUUAUAAUGGAAGUCAUCUCGCACGCAGUCGAAUCACUUGUCGCCUGGCAUCAAUUGUAUAUACAUUUCAGUCUCAUACAUGAGCGUGUUACGAAGGACGACCCUCUCGCACUCUCAUGGUUUCGCCAACUACCUGAGGACUGUGCUGAGAAAUUACAUAUCUUCGAACUCAUGUAAGCAUUUCCAUGGUCAUUAUAGUUGUGAAUGCCUUCUUAUUAUUUAUCAAUAGGCUAGGAAAAAUAUCGGAAAGGCUAAUGGGUACUUUGUGGCGCGGAUGGCUUGUUUCCCCAUACAAUCGAGAGAUAUAUCGUACGGCAUUAGGUCCCCAUACGAGACCGACGAUGGAAAAUUACAAACUGAACGGUAAUCUUGAUAUCAUCUACCCUCCGCCAGGCGUCACCAACUUGUUCAAAGUAAUGAGCUCAGCAAAACACAGAGAGCCAAAUCUAUUGACCUUAACCAGACUUAUGCACCCGCUUGGCAGAAAUGUCUUUGGUUACAGAAACCUAGUUGAUGACAUGGGAAUACAGUUCAUCACCAACCCAAUGGAGAAUUUACGGGUGUCGCCGUGGUGCAAAAGAAUGUUCACAGAUCUAGGUCUCAUUUCUACGCUUAAGAAAGAAGUCGACAAACACCGAACUUUUUGUCUUCAGACUCCAUUCCUGAGCCGCAAGAAUGGGAUAUAUAUAAGGAGCGCUGCUGCUCAAUCUCUAUUACUUUUGAAAGAGAUGAGACACAAGCAUAGGCUUUAUGAACGACUCGCGGAUCUCGGUACUCCAAUACAGGGCAGAUUUGAUUAUCCUAUGAACAAACCACGAACCGCGGAGGUCGUCAAAAGGAUGCAGCAGUCGGAAAGGAACUUGCAAGCUUUUUGGAAAAAAGCGGACGAUGAAUACAAAGAGAUUGCAGGAAGUUAUCCGCUAGCUGAGAUGGGCGGGAUUCUAGAGUUUAAUUCCAGGCAAAUACAUAGUAAGCCCAAGCGCUCAUUUCUCCCUUUUCUUGGAUUACAAUGGAUCACUCACACUUUAUGAUCUAGGAACGCCAGAUUGGGUGGAACCUGGGAAAGAAGAGUUUCCCAAGGAGGUUUGCAAAAAGAAAGUGUCGUCAGCUGAGGAAAUGGCCGAGAAAGGCGUGUCUAAGAAGAGAAGAAAGAGGAAAAGCGGAAGGAAUUCUCAGAAGACCCUGGAAGAAAAGCCAUCCGACGAUCUUGGAAUGGAGAUGGGAUCAGACCAAGUUAACUGCCAUCCGGAAAUGAGAUGUGAAAAGGAAACCAACCUUGGAAGCGACAAUAUCAAGCCGUCAGCUGACAACGUGGGUGCUGAAAUAGAACCUGUUUCUUUUUCAGAGAGUUCUAAAGGCCCGCAAGAAAAUCCAGUUUCUCGGACAGAAAAUGACACCACCCAAAUUUCAUCUCCAGCAAAUGGGAAUGAGAUAAGUCCCCAAACCGAACAAAUUCCAGUUGGUCCGAUGGAAGAAGCGUCUAUAGACAAGAAUGAACAAACUCUAGAGAGGCAAGCCAAAAGUACCAUUGCAGAUCCCGCGCUCCAAUCGGAAGCAAAAUCGAGUAUCGUGCAAGUAGACAACAGUAUAGAGAAGGAGACAAAAAUUGGGACUGAAAUCACUGCAACAUUACCAUAUGAUGAGCCAAAGACAUUCUCGGUCACGAUAUCCGCGAAUGAUGCUUUUACUCCAUCAAAUGGUCGGGAAGUUGAUCCUAAGACAGAGUCUCAAUCUGUCUGCGUGGAAGCUGAAGCUGUGGAGGGUAACGAAACAGAAGCAACUAAAGAGGAAACCACAGAAGUUGACCAUUCUGUUCCUUCCCGCAAUAUUCACUGCGAAAGCUCGCCUCUUUCUCAUAUUGACGACCAACCCAGCGACACUGCUCAGACAGAGGAUCAGCAAAUAAUGCCUCUCAGUAAAGUGGCCCGCGGUCGCUCACUGAGUGCUGGAAGUCAACCAGAAGCUGCCAUUGCCGUACAAACCAGCGACAUUCUUAAGAUAGAGGACGAAUUCCUGAGACCCCCCAGCAAUCCCUUCCAUGGCCCCUCACCAGAAUCUUGCACCGAAGAAAACAAUGAUGAAUUCAUAUGCAGCGACAGAGAGCAAGAUAAUGAACCAUCCAUUAAUCUGAUCCGUCAACACUCGCCCGUUUCCCUGAGUGAUGUAAAGAGCUACACAGAAGCUCAACCCAUUGACACCCGGACAGAGAACGCACACCCUAGGAAUAUGGUCCGUGAAUGCUCAGCGGGUUCUUGUAGCGAACCAGAAAGUUGUGUUGAUGUCCAGCCCAGCGAUACUCAGGAAGGUGACGAGUAUCCUCGCCGCCUGCUUCAGGAAAGCCUACCCGAUUCUCCUGGUAAACUGCAGAACUCUUUUGACAUGCUACCCGGCAAUAUUAAAGAGGAAGAUAAACAUUCCAGCAAUGUGCUUCUUGACCACUCCAUUCAUUCUCCCAAUGAAUCUCAAGGUGAUUUUGAAAAUCCACCCAACAUUAUCCGCCAGAGAGAAAGCGAGAAUCGGAAACCCGAAUGCACCAUCGAACCAUUCCGUACUGGUUUCCCGGUCAUGAUGAGUGGAGCAAUAUAUUCUGACCGUCCGCUUACAGCCGAAAGUUUCACUCAGAUCCCAGAUUCUGAGUAUCGGAGAGACGUUUGUCCGCGACGAGCUGCACUAGAUUCUCUUAUUACAGAUAAGAUCCCCGUGGAAGGUUCGCGGAACCAGGUUGGCAAAAAAACUGAUGGCAUUGGUGGAAUUGGUUGUCUUGUCAAUACCCAAUCGGAAAAAAACGGCGCAACUAUAUGGCCAUCAAUCGUGAGUAGUUCCAUGGUGUCUCUGAACUCGGAAUCCGAGCAAGAGGUAUGCGUACCAGAAAUGCCACUGGAAGGCUCUACGAUUAACAAUUCCGAGCUCGCCAAACCGUCGUCGCCAGCAGCCUCGAUAAGCCCAAAUCGCCUUGCUCAAGUUCAUCAAACGUCAAAGGUUGCUCAUGCAAAACCACAAGAGGCUCAGACGAAGUGCAGCGAUGAGUCUGAUACUUUUCGUAUUUCAGUAAAUGGACUCUUCGAAGAAAAUACCACAAGUGAUACUGAGGAGUGGUGGUCAAGAGCGAUAGCCGCACACAAUGGAUCCGAUCCUUUCGCUAACUUCCUAGAAUAUCCCUAUCGUGUUUCAGGGAGACCGAGAGGAGCCUCGGUGCCAGCAUUGUUCAAUGUUGUCGAUGAUUAUGAAGGAAGUUGGUAUGAAAUCGUUGAGAACUUACCAGUACGAAGGUUUUCUGACUCCACGCCGAAGAAUGAUUACAUGGUUGAAGGAAUUGAAGACCCAUCUAGCCCAGCUGCUGAAUGGAAGUAUGCUGGGUAUGUAUUUGAGGGGCAAACACUUGUUGAGUCGACGGACAUUGAAAGACGAGAGGGCCCUCUUAUCGCUCGUUCUUCCUCCAGCAGAUCACGUAGCAGAUCGAGUUCCACGGAUAGUGAUGUAUCUCGGUUAAAUUUGAACGAAACGGCUCAAACAACAGAUUUAUCAACAAGCCCUACAGUGAGCUGGUUUGGAUCACCAGAUCUUGAAAAGCUCGUACCUGCUUCGAGUGAGCUUGCAACUCUAUAUGAAGAAAUCAGGGUACUCAAACAGGAAUAUCAGAUAGCUCUUGCGCAUGAAAGGGCGCAAGAAGCCAUGGAAGAGCUGGCAGAAUCGGAGGACCGAAACGACUCCAUGGAAAGUGGUACAGCAAAUUCCAAAGUUGAAGAACAGGCAAAUACCAGUACCGAUGACCAUGGAAGCUCGACUGAUAAUCACGAGACCACCAAUGAUACACCAGAUUCUUCUACCUUUGGAGACUUGACCCACGUUGACGAUUCGAAAAAAAAAAAGAUUCAACCUUUGAUAGCAGUGCCAUGGAAUUUGGUGGGCGUGCGGAGAGGGAAAAGGAUUCCGGCGAUCAAAUGGCCAACCAAGACUGACGUUCUGGAAAACAAUCCCUUUAGACAGCUCCAAGAGUUGGAACCGGAGACUGAAGAAGUCGCCAUGGACGAGGGAUUGCCUGAAAAUGAAAUGGACUCGAAAUCUAUGGCCCAACAUUCCAAAUGUCUUGCUACGAAUAAUUCAGUUAAUUGCACCGAUGCUGAACCUGUUCAAAGUAUGAGUUCUGAGGCGGAACCUGCUUCGAAUGCUGUAGAAGAGGAAGAUGUCUUUUUUGAUAGUAACGAGUCCUUCCCAGGUGACGACGAAGUUGAUCGAGAUGCAAACGAAAAUGAGCGUAUUAAUCCAACAUGCAAUCAUGGUAACGACGCUCCUCCGGGUGCUUCAGAAAACGGCCACAAACCAAAUGUUCAGCAUGACACGAUUUUCACUGUGGAAGAAACUAGUAUCAAUGAAGCGACGGAUAAAAUGGAAGUAAAGCUGGAUUGUCAGGAAUCCUCCAAGAAAAAGCCUGGAAAGUCCUCCAAGAAAUCGGGUUCUGCCAAGAAGAAAUCUGGCAAAGCUUUGAAGAACAAAUCAGCAGAGGAAUUCGAUGAGAUCUUAAACGAGCUCAAAGAAACUGCCACGGGCAUCGACAAAAAACACACUGCCGAAAAGCAAAAAUCCCAGAAAAAGGACAAGAAACCCGACUACGAGAUCUUCUAUGUGACCAAGACAUCCCAUAAAGUCUUGACCGCCCUGUACCACGAGCCAGUCCAAAACCAACCUCUGCCCUCAUUCACAUGGACCGAAUUCUUGUUCGCAAUGGAGGAGAUAGGAUUCACGCCACGGAGUGAGUAUGCGACUCUUUGGCACUUUUGUCUUGCAGAUGUUGGCCUCGGCAUGCAGAUUCAUCAGCCCCAUGGAGGGAUGGACAAGAAGGUGCCGUUUGAGCAGGCGAGGAUUAUUGGAAGGAGGUUGACUCGGCAGUAUGGGCAUGUCAAGGAUUCUUUUCGUAGGUUUGAAGAAUGUGACGAGUAG
This is a messenger RNA of Hymenoscyphus albidus, 6012 nucleotides long. The record is from the annotation of a GenBank genome assembly. NCBI's taxonomy places the organism in Eukaryota, Fungi, Ascomycota, Leotiomycetes, Helotiales, Helotiaceae.